AUGGGCUUGACAUCCUCUUCACAUCGAAAAACGCCUGAGCCAUUUUCAGUCGACAAGCUCACGGAUGACGAAAUAUACGCUCUAAUCUGCGCUCGAAGCAAGGAAACCGCUGUCGGCCAGCUUAGCGGACCCUUCCCCGGCAGCAGUGCCUGGAAAAUUGGACCAGAUGCUGUUGCCAAAUUCUCGUGGAGCGCCACAGAGGCGUUCAUGAUGACCUAUGUCUCCGCCCACACGGCUAUCCGAAUCCCCAAAGUUCUGCGCGCGAUACCUGCGCGAGCCGAGGACAGCUAUAGAGACGGGACGUGGAUCGUCAUGGAACACAUAGACGGCGAGGAUCUGGAGGUGGCCUGGCCCACAAUGUCGUGGUGGAGGAGGAUUUGCGUGUUGUGGACGGCGCGUCGCUACAUCCGCCAGCUGCAGCGCGUGCCGCUUCUCACUCGCGACGUCCCCGGCCCGUUCGACGCCGCCGGCCGGCCUUAUUUGUGUCGGGGUACCUUCUUCCGCGAGGAUGGCGCCGGUCCUUUCCAAUCCUAUGCCGAGAUGGCAGCUUGGUUCGAUCGCCGACGGUUUGACUGUCUGGCGGCAUACCAUAACGAAACCGGCGGAGAGAUGACGACCUGCCCAAAAUUUGAUGCUUCCCAUCCGCUCGUGCUCUGUCAUAUGGACCUUCAUCUUCGAAACUUCCUCGUUGACAAGAAGGGUGGAUUAUGGUUAAUCGACUGGGCCAAUGCUGGCGCGUAUCCCGCGUGGCUCGAAUAUGCGCAAUUGGCGGAGUGGGGUGACGCCGCGCGGGAGGAUUUUCGCCCCCCGAAACUGUGGAUAUGGUUUGCCCCUUUCAUGAUUGGCAAUUAUCGUCGUUACAAGACGAUGUACCUGGACAAGAUGCGGUGGGCAUGGUGCCGCCCUUCUUGCGAUUUCUAUGACCUGGACUACUUCGAUAAACUCGGCCUGGAAAUCGAUUAA
This is a messenger RNA of Pleurotus ostreatus (oyster mushroom), 963 nucleotides long. RefSeq lists its product as uncharacterized. Bases 1 to 963 code for a protein of 320 amino acids. Lineage: Eukaryota; Fungi; Basidiomycota; Agaricomycetes; Agaricales; Pleurotaceae. The record is from RefSeq and is a predicted model, not a curated record. The transcript is spliced from 2 exons.